Onychomys torridus (southern grasshopper mouse) is the source of this 4982-nucleotide messenger RNA. RefSeq names its product coiled-coil domain containing 177 (gene Ccdc177). NCBI's taxonomy places the organism in Eukaryota, Metazoa, Chordata, Mammalia, Rodentia, Cricetidae. The transcript has 2 exons. The record is from RefSeq and is a predicted model, not a curated record. Bases 354 to 2468 code for a protein of 704 amino acids.
AGGGGCAGCGAAAGACCUGCGGUACCUUGGCGGUAGAGGUGGAGAUGGAUGCAGCGGCGAGGGAACCCAGCUUCCUUUUUUAAGAAUCAGUGUGAGCAACGGAGCAGAGCCACGUUAUUUUAGGGAGACUGCCGCACUCCUCCUCCCCCGGGUUAGGUAGCGUCUGGGAUGUGUGCACCCUGUUCGUAGUCCCCCAUGGAGAGACGCUGGCUGCUGCAGCCGGCAGUAACCCGACCCUGCCGGCGCAGGGACUGAAGAGGCGCCGGGGAGAGCAGCGAGGGGUGAACAAAAGCCCUCGGCGUGGGGGCCGGAGCUCAGACCUGGGGGACUCCAACAAAGGACGAGACUCAGCUAUGGUGGACCCGGUGCCAGAAGAGGAGAAAGAGGGAGCGGGGCCCGGUGGCACAGAAGGGGAUGAGGCCACAGCGUCCGUGCCCCCCGAUGCCCAGGGAGCCCAACAGCCUGCAGCCUCCUCGGCCUCCGCCUCCGGGGCGGCGCCCCACAAAGCCGAAGUCCCCUGCGGGGCGGAAGGUGGGCGUCGGGAACAGUCCCCGCUGCUGCACCUGGAUCUCUUCAACUUCGCUUGCCCCGAGGCAGAGGGCAGCCGCUACGUCCUGACCAGCCCCCGCUCGCUGGAGGCCUGUGCCCGCUGUGCGGUCAAGCCAGUGGAGCUGCUGCCUCGGGCCCUGGCUGACCUGGUGCGCGAGGCCCCGGGCCGAUCCAUGCGAGUGGCCACUGGUCUGUACGAGGCCUACGAGAAGGAGCGGCUCGCCAAACUGCAGCAGUGCCGUGCAGAGCGCGAGCGCAUCAUGCGCGAGGAGAAGCGGCGCCUGUUCACGCCCAAGGGCCCGACGGCAGCCCCGGCCUCCUCCUCCUCCGGAUCCUCGGCCUCAGCCUCGGCGCUGAGCGCGGGCAGCAGCAGCAGCUGCAGCAGCAGCAGCCUCCCGGCCUCGCCCGCAUCCAGGGUUGCUCGAAGGACUUCUCCCAGUCCACCCGCCAGGACCCGACCUCCGGCCACGGGUUCUCGGACAGGUAGGAAGAGUCACUCGCUGGACUCGCUGUCCCGCCGGCGGGACGGUGCCCUGAGCUCCGAGUCCGGUGCCUCGUCAUCGUCCUACAGCGGGGAGAGCCUUCGCUGGCCACCUCGAGCUUCAGCCAGAAACAGCUGCCCCGCGGGCUCUGCGUCGUCUGCACCCAACCCGUUGGGUCGCCCUUCUGCCCUCGAUCUGGUCCCACUCACUGCCCGCAGCUUCAGCCUCGGCGACCUGAGCCACUCGCCGCAGACGGCUCAGCAUGUGGAGCGCAUCGUGCGCCAAGUGCGCGCCGAGCGAGGCCUACGCGGGGUACCCGAGCGCGACCGCAAGAUCGCCGCCCUCAUGCUGGCCCGACACCAGGAGGAGCGCCUGUUGCUGGAGCAGCGCGCCGCGGCCCACGGCCAGUGGGAGCAACAGCGCUUGCGCGCCGAGCAGCGGCGGGAGCGCGAGGAACGCGAGAAGCAGCGCGCGCUCGAGCAGGGCCGCCGAGCCUGGGCGGCGCAGGUGGAGGAGCGGCGGGGCCGCCGGGGCCGGGAGGAACGUGAGGCCGCGCGGAGGCGGCAGCAGCAGUGUGAGCGCAGCGAGGAGCGGCGGCGGGAGCUGGCGGAGCGCCAGGGCCUGCUGCGGCGGGAGAGGGCGGAACGCGCGGCGCGCGACGACCGGCUGCGCAAACUGCAGCAGGAGCAGAACCUGAAGCAGCGGGAGGAGGGCCUGCAGGAAGGGCGAGAGCGCGCAGAGCUGGUCCGCAGGGAGCGCGCCCAGCGCGCGGCGCGGGCCAAGCAGAGACAGGAGGGUCAGCUGCAACGGGAGAAGCGCGAGCUGAGCCGGGCCGAGCGGGCGCGCCACGAGGCGCUGCUUCGAGGCCGAGUGCGGCAGCAGCGCGAGGAGCGGGAGGGCCUGCGGAGCUCCCUGGAGGCUAGUUUGGGCCGCGCGCAGGAGAACUACGAGCAGUUGCUGGAGCAGCGCGCCCGGGAGCUUCGGGAACGAGCCCGGAAGGAGGAGCUGCAGGGGCGGCGUGCUAAGGAAGCGGCGGAACGCAAAGAGCGGGAGCAUCAGGCGCACUUGGAGGCGCUGGCCCGGGCCGGAGAGCGACGGCUGCAGCACGCGGCGCAGGUGGCGGAAGAGGCGGUGCAGCAGAAAGCCCGGCGCGUGGUUCAGACUCGCCUGGAGAAGGAGAGGACCCAGCGCGCCAACAAGGAGAAGGUGGAGCGAGAUGAAGACUGCCGCCGUAGGGAGCUGCUGCAGGCCAUUGGACGCAAACUGGAGCGCAGCGAGCAGCUCUCUCGAGAAAGGCGAAGCGCGCUGGAGAGCGCUCGCUCCACUGCCCGGGCCUCCUUCCACGUGCGGGAGAAGGUGCGGGAGGAGACCAACACGCGGUCUUUUGAUCGCAUGGUGCGAGAGGCCCAGCUACAUGCCAGCCUGGACCGCAAAUGACAGCUGCCCUGUGCAGGCCAUACUGCCUUAGAGAGCCAGGUGGGGCCUCCCUUAGCCACUUCGACCAAACUCCAGGCAUCUCCAGGCCUGGUGCCACACCAUGAACUCCCCAGACUAGUGAACCACGAGACAACGAGAAACCAGACGUGGUACUUUUCCGUCUGCCACCGUUGCUUUACAGACUUAACUUCGUUUGGAAAUGACAUGGCACAAUUUACCCACAUCCACCUUUGUCUUUGGAUUGGAAUAGAAAACAGCUGGGGAGGGGGGAGGGUCCUCCUAGGAGAGAGCACAGAGGUGAAUGUCGGGGUUUUCUGCCACAGCUGCCUUGGGCAUCUUUCUGACAUUUGUGUCCAAGACGACUUUCAGUUGCAGCAGCCGAGGGGAUAGCGCCCAGACUCACCUCUGUCUUCCAAAAUACAAGUUGCACAGAACUUAAAGUCUCCCAAGAAAGCACAGCUCUUCAAAGAUGUUAGUUCAUGCACAAAUGGCCACAAAAGCUAUUAGUUUUGAGCGUGGGACUACUAACUGGACACCUGAACAAAUUCUCCUGUUCCCAUGAUUUUUUUCUCAAUUGAGUCCCUAAGCUUUCUAGUUAGACAAUCAUCUGCAGAUAAUAAUCAUUUACUCUCCCACGUGGCAUAAGAGAUGGGUUGGAUUGGUGGUGAUGGCUGUUUAGUGUUAAUGGAAACCCUCCAUCCUUCACCUCCCCGGAGGUAGUGGUUUCCCCAGGCAACAGUGUUCCACCCCAUGAGGCUUCCAUGGAUGGUGAUGCGUUUCAGUGGUGGCAGUGUCUGAUGUCCACUUCCCUGUGUGGGGCCAGCUCCUGCAGACAGAAGCUGUUGCCUUACAAAGCAGAGCUACCUUCUGUGCCUGCCCAGGCCACUCUUGCCUAAAGCUCCAGCCUUGAAGAGUCUGGAGUGUGUAGGCGUCCUCCUGUGAAACAGUCAGUUCAGUGCCCCGAGGACAGGCUAGGGUCCUUGGCUGCUUGGCUGUGGUGGCUGAAGGGCUGAAACUGCCUCUGUGAUGAAAUAGGCUAUUGUUGGUAGGGUAUCACUCUUCCCUAGUGGGGGAAAGGAGUCUUCCCUCUUUAGAUUCCUGGGACCCUCUCAACGUAUACCUGAAGUAUUUAAUCAAUCUCUUGGUGCCUCCCCUUCCCCAUCUGCCAGAUGGGGCCAUCAGAACUCUUCUGGUACCUCAAGAUCUCCUGGAUCCAAAGCACCACUUGAGUGGUAUAUGUUGGUCUCCUUUGUGCCUUUCUUGACCUGGAGUUGGGAGGCAGGAGGACUGCUAUUAGUCUAGUUUGUUUCUGGUAAUCUGGAUCCCUGGCAUUAGACAGGGCAGUUCAUCACAGAGAGAUGGUCAUUUAGUGUCUGAGGGGUGUGUGUGUGUGUGUGUGUGUGUGUGUGUGUGUGUGUGUGUGUGAGACAUGUGCGCAUGUGUGUGGCUGGGGGGUAUUUGCAAUACCAAGCUGUUCCCUGGCGGGAAGUUCAGUUAUUGCUAGGCAGUUUUGACCCAUAGAGUGCUCCUUCUAUAAAGCUGAAAUUGACCCCACUCUUACCCACCUAUUGGCUACGUCUUCACCAGGGAAAGUGGGAAGUCAGCCAUCCCUUUUUACAGUAAAUCAAGGUCAGGAAGUAAGAAACUUACCAAAAAGACAGGAAUCAGGGUAGAGACAUACUGCAUUAGAUGUGUUUUGUGUAUAUUCUGCUGGCAGAAUCGUCCCGAAAAUGACUGGUUAUUGCCCACACUCCUCAUUGACCCUACCCCAUCACAUGCUAAGAGUAGUCUUGAGUAGAAGAAAGCUGUGUUUAGAUGUGUGAUAAUGUGAAACAGGAAAGGAGCUAUGUACCAAGGCUUAUUUCUUGAAUGGGUGGUUUCCCCCUCAAAUUUCCUUCUUAUCCGUGAGCUGUAAUAACUGGUGUUGUCUCUGAGACAGGAGCGUUUAACUAAAAAGUUAAUGUGCUUGUGGUUCUUUGAUCUUGUGGUUCCUGAGUUGCUUCUGAAACCUUCAUAGAAUGCUCCAGCCUCAAAACUACUUUCUUCAUAGUAUGAGCAUUUGUUGGAGGAGGCAAUCUGGUGUAAGCCAAGCGCCAGGACACACGUAGGUGGUCUUACCUGGUCUUUUACCCAGUUUGCUUCCCGAAGCCUUACUGAGCGACUUCAGGUAGAUCACCUUUCUGGGCCUUAGCUUCCUGACGUACAGGAUGAGGAUCAUGGUUCCUGACCUCUGGUUUGUGCAAACCAAGGAUGACAGUGACAGGCGACUCCCAUUUCUGUCACUCUGGAACUGCAGGUGCAGUUGCUAUCAACAGGGUGACGUGACCACUGUGGCUGGAGACUGUCAUGUGCCAUCCCGAUUUGGCGCAGAAGGAGAAGUCUUGAGAAGCACAGGCCCAGGCCUGAAUGUCACCAAUGUAGAUACUGAGAGAACCACUAUGUAAAAACAUUUUAGAUUUUUACCAGAAAAGUCCAUACGGCCGAGUAUAAUUAAAAAUGAAAACAAAACUCAAA